AUGUGUAAGGAUUUGGAUUCAAUCCCCAGCACAAGGGAAAAAAGGCCUGCUAGGAACAGGACUUCUAAAAAGAAAAUAUCUACAAGGCUGUGGUACAAGGCCACUUUUGCUGGCUAUAAUCAAGGUCUAUGUCACAAAGACAGAACAGAGCUCUUCUUAAAGGCUAAAGGUAUUUAUGCCUGAGAUGAGACUGAGUUCUCUUUAAGCAACAAAUAUGCUUAUACAUAUAAAAUAAAAAACAACACGAUGACUUCUGAAAUCAAACCGAAUCAAACCAGAGUCAUUUGGGGAACUUGGGUCCAUGGAAACUGUGGCAUGGUUCGUGCCAAAUUCCAAAGCAACCUUCCUGCAAAGGUCUCUGGACACAGAAUUUGUGUGAUGCCGUGCUUUUCCCAGAUUUAA
Cricetulus griseus (Chinese hamster) is the source of this 402-nucleotide messenger RNA. The record is from RefSeq and is a predicted model, not a curated record. Lineage: Eukaryota; Metazoa; Chordata; Mammalia; Rodentia; Cricetidae.